Messenger RNA from Biomphalaria glabrata, 3860 nucleotides. RefSeq lists its product as uncharacterized. The coding region runs from base 9 to 983 and encodes 324 amino acids. The record is from RefSeq and is a predicted model, not a curated record. The transcript is spliced from 6 exons. NCBI's taxonomy places the organism in Eukaryota, Metazoa, Mollusca, Gastropoda, Planorbidae.
ACCACACUAUGCAUGUCAGGUACGAUCAUGAAACUGUUACUGAGGGCCAGACUGUUUAUUACAACACGGCGUGCAGGCUUCAUAUCCCUCUUCAGCUUCUCAGCAACGGAACGUACACUGUAAACGUGAACAUGUAUCCAGACGUCACUGGCUACGUCACUGAUUCGGAAUACGGCAAUAUGACGUCAUUGGAAUUUGUUAUAGAUGAGAGUAGCAGCAUUUCACUAGAGGUCUGUGAAGACAAUUCAACUAGUCUAGUGAAAAAAGUGUGUGUGGUCAAGUCACAUGACAGUACACCCCCCAGAGUAGAUAAACAGAAUAUUAUGUUGGAAAAUGUGGAAUCGAAAUUGCAAGGAAAGUGUGACCUAGAGACAAUACAGAACGACAUCAAUAUUGUUUGCAGUUACGAGCACGCUACACCAGAGGGCGUUCAAUGCCAACUUUUCCUUCAACAAAGCGAAAAUCAAUCAUUAAUUGUGGAUGCAGUAUCUGAAAGUCUAGUUGAUGUCUCCAAUAAGUUCAAUUCCUAUAAGAGCCUGUGUUCUUUCGUUGUAUACGGAGAUUUCCUUAGACCAGGACUCUACAGUGCUUACGUCUCAGCAACUGCAAAAGAAGUCCAGGGGAGAUCAAACAAGAACAUCACGAUAUAUUUCGAGCUUGAGGUCAAGAGACAAUCAGAGUCCAUAAAAUCUCAGGAGGUCGUCUAUGAAUCAAUCGCUAUGAAUGUUCUUUUUGUGGCACUAGCACUGGCAGCUUUGAUUACAGUAGCCGUUAUAGCCUUAGUAAUAAAAUACAAAUUGCAAUGUCAAAUGACCUGUCCAAAGCAACAAUCGGGCAAAAAGGCAGACCAUGAUUAUGAAGUAGUGAGUGACGUCCAGCAGUGUGAGUCUUUCAGACAAGAAGAAAGUCCAAUGCUGAACGAAACUCAGAUGGAAAGAGAAGAACGGAGCGGCAGCGAACCAGAAUACAUUGUAAUACAAUAAUGUUACUAAAGUAAAUGUAUUAAAUAUGAAAGAUACACGUGUGCCUGUGUGGAUCAAUUUCUCAAUAUAUACAUAUCUGCAUUUACCGAGCUUAGAUCAGAAAACACAUUAUAUGACUUAUAGCGAGUUACAAUUUAAUCAAAUCGGAUACACUUAACCGUAAAUGAAUAUCAUUCUCAUAUAGAGAUACUUUAUAUAGGGUAUUAUCUACAUUCAUACAUUAGCUGUCCCUCAUCUGUACAGUGUACUACAAAUGUUCUUUUGUUUCAGUUUUUGGCUGUACUGGUCAAAUAUUUAAAGAAGGCUUGCUAAUUUAGUCAUUUUAAGUUUUACAUAUUUCUAAGUCCUUAUUUGCGAUCAUAAUUAUUUGACCCUAGCAUAAAAAGUUCCUCUUUUAGAUCUUACUAUCUAUAGGGUAUGUGAUGCAAAGGUCAUCUGUGUCCGUACCAAACGUUAUACGAUGGCCAGUACAACGACCAACCGCCUUCACUUUUACCAACUAACGUCAGGUACCCAUUUAAGCUGGGUUACUUACUUAGACUUAGGUCCUCCCGCGUAGUUAGGCGCAUUGGGCGGCUAGCUGUCUCCAUAAAGAUCUGUCAUUGGCAAUGUCUGAAGCCUUCUCUCACCUGCUGUCCACUGUUCUCAGGUCCUCCAAGAAGGUGUGACGCCAAGUUAUACGAGGACGUCCCUGUUUGCGCUUUCCUCGUAUUGGCAUCCAUGUCAUUGCAACGCUUGGUUCAUUUUGUCGUAGAACAUGUCCCGCAAAUCUCAUGCGACGCUCUGUCACAACCUCACUAAGUGUUCGACUCCCAGUUCGGCAUACGUUUUCCUUGUUUGAGACCCGAUCUGUCUAACUGACUCUCAAAAUCCGUCUCAGCCAUUUUUGUUGAUCUGUGUGGACUCAAAUAAAGAUCUUAAAAUAAAAAAAUAUCAAUCUUCACCAGAAUUCAAAACCAGAACCUUUCGGAAGCCAUGCGCUUUACUACUCAUUUACCGCUACUCCGACUCAAGCACUGGUGUAGGUGAAUCUUUAAGUCUGAUUACUUAGCAUGUACAACUUUUUUCUUACAAUGUUUGUUGUAGUCAAAAAAAAAAUGUUUGUUUUAAAUUCUUUCCCUGAUUCCAAAAAAAAAAUAAAUAAAUAAUUAAGCAGUACUUUGCAAUUUCUUUCUCUACUAACUAAAAUUUGAGCCUUUUUUUCAGCGUAGGGUUACAUAAAAUAAUGUGUUGGUAGGUGAAGUGUAUAAAUAUAUAAGAGUUUAUGAUAUCAUUUCCUUUACAUUAUACGAUUACAUUCAAUAACUUCAAUUGUUAAUUGAAACACCAGAAACAAAAAAAGGCAAAGUUUUUUUGUUUUAAAUUAUUGUUGUUUAGGUCUUAUGCUGUUAUUGUUAUUUUAAAUAACAAUGUAUAUUCCAAUGCACAUAUGUACCUAAUGUAUUUAUAUGUUUACACUGUUCUUUUAUUUUCCAAUUAUAUAUGUACGUGUCAGUAUGCCGAAUAAAAUAUUCUAUCGGGAGAGCAAGCCUGCCAUAGUCUGCCCAAACCUGCUUUUGUUAAAUACUUAAGUUGUAUACUUUCCAUAGAGCUGUCUGGUUGUCCAUCCUCUGUUUAAUCAGUCCGGUGAGAGGAAGCUUUUGUUCGCUUGUGCUUCCUAGAAUUUCAAGAGCCGUUAGAUCAACUCAACCUGACAGUUUCAAACGUUGUACCCUGCCCUUCGCCACCCCCCCUCCCCCCGCCAUCUUGCGGAAGAUUAAGACUUGGAUGUUAUAAUCUUAAAUGCUGGAAAAACAUUCGAAACAAGUUUUUAAAAAAGCCAAUGGGACAAGCUAAAUCAUUGACUUCACCUUCACCUACCCAUAAUCUGUUGGACCGUUGGGGCACCUCACCAUCUUUCUCCAUUCCUCUCUGUCUUUUGCUUUAGAUAUCUUAUUAUUUUAUCUUCCCAUCGCUUUUAUGUGUGCCUCUUCUUGUUCUUGCUGGUACUGUUCCCUGAAGGAAGGUCUUGGCAAGAGCCGAAGACCUUGUAAUAUGACCAUAGAGUUUUAGUCUCCGUUUUUGUGUACACUAGUUAUCAGGUCCUCGUGGGGUCCAAUGGCUGUAGUAACCCAGUCUAUAAUCUCUUGGUUUGUGAUGCGAUCUUUAAAUCAUUGUCAUAUCGUCUUAUAACUAGAGGUGCUAGGAUAAUAAUAUAAUAAGAUAAUAUAAUACAACAUAAAGAUAUCUACUUCAGAACUAUUUCUCAAUCUAUAGUUUGAUAUAAUCAUGCUACAACUGACCCUAGCACUAGUUAAAAAUGAUAAUAUCUAUAUUUUCUCAAGUUUGUUUUAUUUAAUGCACAGAUUAAUAGGUAACGAUUACUGAUCUAUUACUCCUGUCGUAGUAGAGGCUUGACAAUUUUAAUUCAUUCAUAAGAUAAGAGCAACAUUAAAAUGCCCCAUCUUCACACAAACAGAAUUUAUGGAUGCUUUUUAUUCGUGUUUGAGUUAUUAUGCAUGCUAAUUUAAAGUUAAAAUGUUGUAAUUGGAAAAUGCGUUUAAGAAUAAAAAUUAUACAUGACCAGAGCAAGUGCCAUAGACUAUGCGUAUGUUUGUGUAUUAACAAUCUGUUUAACGUACCAACAGUAUUAUACUAUUUUAGUAUUAAGCUAUUCAAUGUUAUGGUAAUUGAUAAUGAGCCUACCUUUGUAGAAUGUCAAUGUGGAUCAUUGUUUUAAAAUAGUAGAAUUCGAGAGAGAAGUAUGCACCCAUGUUGAUUAUUCACACUUUAUGCUUGCACGGUGUUCUAUUUAUUGUAUACAUUUUUGUUGUCUUAUUAUCUGUUGCAUUUUAUUUUAAUAUAUACUUCAGAAUUAAAGAACAUUGAAAAUUACAA